Messenger RNA from Adineta steineri, 1536 nucleotides. NCBI's taxonomy places the organism in Eukaryota, Metazoa, Rotifera, Eurotatoria, Adinetida, Adinetidae. The record is from the annotation of a GenBank genome assembly.
AUGAUCAUAGUUCAUUUGAACUCAUCAGAUUACGUUCACGCUUUCUAUGGUCUCAAUCAUCGAUUUAAUUUAAUAGUCACUCAAUCAGUUCAUCAUUUUAUUAUUUCCAAAGAUCAUUCAACCACGGGAUUUGAUGAAAACAAAUCACAUAUUAAUAAUGCUAUUGGAAAGAUCUGUUUCGAUGUAGAACUAUUACCGCAAGUCUUUUUACCUACAUACUAUUAUUUCAAUCUUCAUUCAAUUGUACUUCGUUGUUCGGAAUUAGUCACCGUUCAUCUCAAUGUUAAUUGUGAUUCUAUUAAAAAUGCUAUUCGCUCAUGUUUGAAUGUAUUUCGUAUCUGUAAUAUUUUUUUCGCUGACUGGAAUAAUGAUAAUUGGUUUUAUAAUAGUCAUUAUUGCAAAGGACUUGAGACCGAUGCUCCGACAGCAACAAUACUGAAUGGAUUGACCUGCUCAGCGAUAGUACGUUUAUCUAUUAAUAGCUGUUCUGAACAAAUUUUAUUUUCUCUAUGCACUUGUGCUCCUAAUUUGAUCUACCUGAAAAUCAAACAACUCAUCUCGACUGAUGAUAACUUGAAAAUCAAUACUGUUUCGACUCUGAUUCCUCAAUCAUCUCUUCUGAAACAGUUAUAUAUUACUGCAAACGCUCAUCGUUUAGAUAAUAUUCAUUUAGUCGGAAGAUUAAUCGAUUAUUAUCGAUCUUCUCUGGAACAUUUGACAUUAGAGAUUUCGUUAGAUAAUCAAAUUGAUGGAUAUCAUUUACAGACAAUACUUGAAUCAUGUCGAUAUCUUCAGAAAUUUUCAUUUAUUUUCAAUUACUGGCACGAAGAAACGGAAAAGAUUGAUGUAUUGCAUCAAUUUCAGAGUGACUGGUGGUUAGAUUCUCAUCGACCACCGGUGCUUAUUUUCUAUGGUAAUCAUUGUGAAACUAUGGUCGUCUCUAUGCCUUGUUAUCUAGAUGAUUAUACAUGGUUUCCAAUCGAUCCAAAAGAUUGGCUAGUGAAUAAAGGUCAACUCGAUUCACCUGAUAUUCAUUUUAGAAAACAAAAGUGCAUUAGAUUUACUAAUAGCAAUCGUCAGCUUAUCACUCUUGACUUAGUUCGCAUUAUUGGUCAUGUAUUUCAAGCACCAAAACAAGAGCUUUCCAUCCCACAUUGGGGAUUUGUCUCGCCCGAUCUUCUUAUUGAACACUUACUCAAUACAAGAUCUGAAGAUCCAAUGUUACCAAUGAUCCAUUCUCUUGAUUUAAAUUCAUGUAAUCUCGAUUUAUUAGAUGCGAAGACACUCAUCAUAUGGCUUUUGUUAACACCUAAUGUUAAAAUAUUGAAUAUAUGUCAAGGAACUCCUGCUACUAAGAUACAAUUGGCUAAUCGAUUAAAAUUAUUACUUGAAGAAGAUAAACGUCUUAAGUUUAUUACAGAUUCCAUUGAAGAAGUUCAAGUUUUUUACAUGUUUGAUUCUCUUAGUUUUACUACGAAACAACAUAUUUGUCAAAUGUAUUCGAAUAUAUUUCGAAAACCUGUUAUUCGUCGUUGA